AGGAGGAACUGAGCAGUCAGAGAAAACCCAACUCUGCCCACUCUCUGGAGCCAGGGGGCCGCGCCGUCCCCGCUCCGCUGCCUGCCACGGGCUGCGUGGCCGAAGAGGCGGCUCUGGACAGGCCCGUGCGGUGCCAUGAUCCCCAAGCUGCUCCCACUGCUCUGUCUCGGGCUGUGCACUGGCCAAGGAGGCAGGGAGCCUGACGAGCCCCUUCCCAAGCCCUCCCUCAGGGCCUGGCCCAGCUCGGUGGCACCUCCCAGGAGCAAUGUAACACUGCAGUGUCGGAGCCCCACCAAGGAUGUCCACUUCACUCUCAGGAAGGGAAAUGUUAUUUUGCCUUUUGCACAACCACCGGCUUCCACAGAGGGCCUGGCUGAAUUUCUCCUCACUGACCUAAGAACCAGCCAGGCUGGAAAGUACACCUGUGAGGUCCACAGAGGAGGGCUCCCCUCGCCGCCCAGUGACGCUGUCCUGCUCCUGGUGACAGGAGGUUUCCCUAAACCUUCCCUGCAAGCCCACCGAAGGGGUGUGGUGACGGCAGGAGACAAUGUGACCCUGCAGUGCCAGCUGCCAGGUGAUGUUUUCAGGCCGGUAGUGUUCGCUCUGCUGAAGGCGGGCGAGGUGGCGCCCAUCCAGCUCCGAACUCCAGUCGGGAAGGAGACGGACUUCUCGCUGGGGACAGUGACAGCCGGGGACUCCGGGAACUACAGCUGUGUGUACUUCCUGUACCAGACUCCCUUCUGGGCCUCAGAGCCCAGCGAUCCUCUUGAGGUCCGGGUCAGAGGUCUGCACCACCCACAUGCCCCAGGGCUCCCCAGGGGAUGACACGCGUGGAUGGAGACCCGCUGAUCCUUGCCGGGUCCUGCGGAUCUUACAUUGGAAGCUCUCGGAGGAAUCACUUGAGGACAAGUCUUCCUUCUUGCUGAAGCUCUGCCAGGGGCAGAGCACAGGAUGGAGCAUUAAGAUGCACCUAAUAAAUUUGGAUGAUUUGAAAAACUACUUAAAACUUCAGGCCGGCUGGGUAGUGUGUGCAGUCACCGCCACAGGAACCGGUAUUCUGCUGACAUGUAGGGAAAACACUGCUUCCUGCACAUUACUGACUCCCCUCCAUACUGUAUUCUGUACUUCGGGACCGGCAAUUAGUCAAAACAAGUGCCCUGUUAUCAGGCUCCGAGGCGGCGCCUGUGGGAUAAGACCUCGGACAACAGUCUCCUGAUCAUGGAGGUGCUGUGCAGAGGGGACCGGAGGUGUCCAGUGUCAGGAGAAGCCGGGUGGUCGAGUCGGUAUCCAGCCAACGAGUUCUUCCUGCCAUGCUGGGGACCCACCGUGCAGACACUGGGAGGCUCAUGACGUGAAGACGGAGUCCCUGCCUUCCAGCUGCUCACAGGGAGUGACGUGUCUCUCGUGGCAGGAGGCCUGUGCGCUGGCCAUGGCAGCAGGGAGUCCAGUGGGACACUCCCCAAACGCUUUCCCAGUGCGUGGGCCAGCUUUGCCGUGCCUGCCAACAGUAACGUGACCCUGAGAUACUGGACGCAAGUCGGGAAUGUAGAAUUUAUCCUCAGCAAUGCAAGUACCCUGUUACCCUCCAAGUCCACGGUGUCCGUGGAUCUCUCAGGAAGAAUGGUUGGAGUCCCCCUCGUUCAUCUGCGUCAGCAAGAUGCUGGGAGAUGCACCUGCUAAUACUGCUGACAGAGGCUUCCCCCCCCCCCGCCCCGCCCUCAGUGCUCACUAGUCAGCGAUGUCCUUGUGGUUACAGGAAGCUUACCUAAACCUCCUUCCUGACUCAGAUGGGCCUUAGGGUGACACCAGGAGAGAAUGUGACUCUGCGGUGCCAGAAGCCGGGCCUCAUGACUGCAAUUACGGUGUUUGCUUUGCUGAAGGAGGGCAUUCCUGAGCCUACAGACAUCCAGAGGCCGUCAGGGAACAUGGCUAACUUCACCUUCUGGACCGUGAGGGUCAGGGACAGCGGUAGUACUGAUGUGCCUACUACAAACCGAGACUCCCUUCCAGGCCUCACACCCCAGCAACAGCUUAAAACUGGGGGUGACAGUGUCCUCAGGUGACCUCAGACACGGCACCAGCAAAGCAGACCAAGACGAGCCUUCUCCGCCGGGGUCUGGCUGCCCCCAUUUCUGGUGAUCACGGGGGCUCCACUGGUGAUCACUUGUGGCCCGCUGGUGAUCACUUGUGGCCCGGCGUGGCCACAAGGAGCCUGUGCAUGGAUCCACGUGAAACAGCCGAGCGCCUCUCCCACGAGCCUCCUGGUGGUGUGGGGGCAGUGUGAAGGCCAGGCUGAACCUGGGGGCCUCCUUCGACUCGACACAGCGCAGGGCGGGUGUCUUGGUGGGAUGUCCCUUUACCGCACAGGACUGCCUGGUUCCAACGUUCAGCAUCCUUCUCUUCCCUCCUUAAGUGAGAUGAAGCCCCAGGCGCUGUGGGGCCGACAGCCGCUCAGGCCCUCUCACACAUCCCCAGACACGGAGCGGGGAGCCGGGCGGCGUUCCCCUGAGCCCACCGCUGCUGAGGGGAAUGAGGGUGCGGACCAAGUCAGACCUACCGGCAACACUGCCCGUGGAACGCGCAUUCGCACCUCCUCCGAGAGCCGCUCCGGGACCAGAUGACGGCUUCCUCUUCCACGCUCUUCACCUGGGGCAGACGACAGGCCUGCGUGUAAAUAUCCACCCAUCAAACUAUCACCUUACGCAACGCUGGACAGUCUCUAGUUCGUUACAUCAACAGGACAUGCCACCUGGGUCACAGCCCAAAUUCCCACACAUGUAUGAACCUGCUUCUGGGAUCAUUACUCUAGUUACUUGUUUCAGGCAUAGAACAAACUGAUUCGACAAGUCUACACGUCACUCCACAGCCCCCAGGAUCAGCGUGGUCACCCUCUGUCACUCUGCAACCUUCACUGUAAUUCCUGAUACAGUACCCGAUUAAAUACCUGCCUGCUGCUAA
Messenger RNA from Suricata suricatta (meerkat), 2958 nucleotides. RefSeq names its product T-cell-interacting, activating receptor on myeloid cells protein 1-like. The record is from RefSeq and is a predicted model, not a curated record. The transcript is spliced from 13 exons. Gene Ontology annotation, cellular component: plasma membrane. Bases 136 to 825 code for a protein of 229 amino acids. Lineage: Eukaryota; Metazoa; Chordata; Mammalia; Carnivora; Herpestidae.